Molecule: messenger RNA, 2286 nt
Organism: Cladocopium goreaui
Lineage: Eukaryota; Dinophyceae; Suessiales; Symbiodiniaceae
Source: the annotation of a GenBank genome assembly
UUCCUCUCUAGCCCUGAGGAUUGGUUCGUUGUGCUGCUGGCCGGGCCUUUCUUUGAGAAGACAAAGGAAGUUCAAACCCCAACGGAGCUGAUUUCGGUCUUUGCCAGGAACUGCUUGCAAGAUGAGCCAGCACCGCUGGCACCACGAGUUGACCACUUGCAGCUGGAAGGAGAGUCGAUUCAGGUGCAGCAUUGCCGUCCUCGCUCUGCCUGCCUCUCCGCUGCGUUGAAGGAAGGCCUUGUGGCCCGUUCGACUCCGUCGGGCUCGGCGGCCACGGCGGCGUAUUUCGCCCUGGCGCGGCAGAUGAAGUUCCAGGUGAAGGGGUGGUGCCUCUGUUCGUUUUCUGGUGCGAAGAUGCCGCUCUGGCAACUGCUUCCGGGUCAUCAGCUGAUGCUCGUGCGCCAGAACGCCUCACCUGUUCAAUUUCAAGGGACCCACACCCCACCAAUGGACGCCGGGCCCCUCGGCCCCUCGAGCUCCACUGUGGACGUCUUCCUCUUCCACACGUCCACGCCGGCAGCUGAGUGCUGGCCCGGCUCGUUGAUUCUGGCCCCCACUGGCUCGGGGAAAAGUACCUGGCGAUCGCUGGCGCCCAUCUACUGUCCAGAGGGAGAAGUGAUGGAAGAUGUAACGUUCCACCCGUCCUACCACAAGUCCAUCCGCCUGUCCAGCGGUGCCUGGCUUUCCUCGGCGGCCACGGAAAUCUUUCUGCGCGAUCUGGCGCUGCUGAUGCGGUGGCUGCGGUCAGCGGGCGGACCUGGUGGAACGAAGAGGAUCACCUUCAACUGCAGCGGUGAGGCCGUGGCGGAAGUGGUGCUGGUCCUGCCCCCAGAAAGCGUGCACCGUCGCAACUUGGCCUCGCGCCGUGCCAGCGACGCGGCGGAGGAAACGACGGGGAAUGACCCGCCUGCAAAGAAAUUCAAGCGUGAUGCUUCGUUGAGUGAGUUCGAAGCCGGAGCCAAAACCAACCGAGAGACAUUGCUUGCAGCAGCACAGAAGUGUGGCGUCCAUGUUGUCGCAACCUUCGCUGCAGCAGCCCCGGCAGUGCGAAUGUACUGCAAGCUUAGGCUGCUUGGAAAGCUGAUCAACCCAAGGCCAUUUGUUGGAGAUCCCUCGCAACUCACCGAGUUUUAUGAUGUGACCAUGGCCUGCGGACGGCGGAUUCAUGGCUGGUUGCACAAGGAUGCCCCAGUUGGUGCGCAGCCCACUGUUUGGCAGAUCAGCGCCAGCGUGCUGAAAGGUGCUGAGGCAGAGAAUGCUUAUGUGCUGAAGACGUUGAGUGGAUCCAUUUUACUGACAGAUGGACGAACUCUGAUCAGUGCGGAGGUUUGGGUAUUUUGGGUUCUGGCCUUGGUUCCCAUAAAUUUCUCUGCCAAGACCACCAAAGAUGUCACUAAGAUGCAUGGCCUGCAGUUGCAUGCCGCGGUAUGUGAUGGUUGUGCUGGACUUGGUGUGGAAGAUGGCCCUUGGCCACAGGCAGUUCUGCUUCUGCCCCAGGACCGGUUGGUGCCCAAUGAGAGCGAGAAGGCUGGCUCCAUUCGCAGCCACUUGCCGAUGCCGAAUGCUUGGCUGAGCGCAGCGGCUAUCCUGUGGUAUCCUGGAUCCUUUGCUCCAUUUCAUGUGGGACACUUAAAUUGCCUACGAGCAGCCAAGAAAGAGCUCAGCGAACAUUUGCAUCUUGCUGGUGCGUACGUGCAACCGCAACCCUUUGGUCAUUUGGCCUACAAGAAGUUGGACGACAAAUCUGCCCUCUUGGCAGCAGAUGUGGUGCGCUUGACCAUGUUAGAGCACGUCAUUUCGAAGGAAGAUUGGGUCAUGGUCGAUCCCCGAGCGGUCCUUCGAGGGAAAGGCAGCAAUCUCGAACACCUCAAUGCUUUGCGCCGCAAUUUGCAAGCUGCAAGGGAGCACGUCGCGGGCUACGUCUCAGGAGCUGGUGAAGUUCUGAAGUCGCUUGAGAUCGUAUGGGUCAUGGGGGACGAUGCGUUUCCCGGCUUCAGGGAGAAAUUCCUGGACCCCAACUCCUGGCACAGCAAGCAGAUGGCUCGAGUGCUGCAAGAAGGCAGAUUUCGGCUAUGUGUUGUGCACAACCGCCCGUCUCAGCGGACCCACUGCGAACGUGCAGGAUUACCCUUCGAGGUUUUAGAAGUGGAUGCCGCCGGGGAGUUUUCGGGUGACUUCAGUGCCACGGCCCUGCGCACUGCGUGGCUGAAAGGCGCUGGUGAAAGCGAACUGAGCAAGUUUCUUGGGAGCCAGGAAGCUGCCCGCUAUUUGUGCAGCCUGCGGUGA